AUGGUCAACUCACCUGAAGCAACACCAGAAGCUUCUUCUACGCCUAUUGAACAACCCAACUCUAUUGACGAAGUGAUUGCACUUGUUGUUUCUGAUCAAGCUCAUGCUCAUGCAGCCAUCCUAAACACAUUAUCCACACAACAACUGUUAGCUUACACGUCUGACGGUCUUGAUCCUCUGACUGUAUUAAACCCAGUAUCGCACUCAUUAGCUUACUUGUAUUUCAUAACGGCACGUUGUAUAGACGCAACUGCGAAUAAUGGAGCUCACUUGUAUGAACUAUUAAGCCAUUUUAUUCAAGUAUUUGAUCCUACACAGAUACAACAAGCACCUAAACAAUUAACCCUUGUUGGUAAAGCAUUAUUGCACUUGACACACGUCUUGAAAAAACCAUUACUUGCCCUUCAGUGCUUUAAAGUGGCUAUUGAUCGUUUUACUUGUUCUCGUCAUGCCUUAACAUCGCUUCAUGCUCCCUUUUUACAGGCAUGUAUUACAGCAAAAGCAUAUCGAUUCCCACUUGAUCUAUUGAAUCAAGACAUUGACAUCAUUGAUCCUAAAGCAAACAUACAAGGCUUUUUGGAAUAUUAUUAUUAUGGAUCUAUUGUGUAUAUAGCCAACAAGAACUUUGAGCGUGCAUUAGACUUUUUGUCCAUUGUGAUUUCUGCGCCUACACAAAAGACAAUCAGCGCUAUUCAGAUAGCUGCUUAUAAAAAGUUUGUGCUGUCUUCCUUGAUCCUUGAAGGUCAAGUCAGACCAUUGGCUAAAUACACAGCUCAGUCUGUUGAAAAGAUCUGCAGGACACACGCUGCACCUUACUUGAACCUUGUCAGAGCAUUUGAGAAUUCAGAUCUCAAUAUGUUUCAUGAUAUGGCUUCAAAAUCAUCGUCAAUGUUUGAAUCUGAUAAACAUAUUGGCUUAGUAAAGCAAUGCUUUCAGUCUUUACGUCGUAAAAAGAUUAAGGAAAUGACCAAAGUCUAUAUGACAGUUGGAUUGGAUGAUAUGGCCAACAAACUGAAUGUGUCUACUGAAGAACUAGAAUUGAUAUUGAUUGAAAUGAUUCAUCAAAGACAAGUGUCUGCUUCCAUCUCUAUGACUGACCAACAUGUCAAAAUGGUUCAUUUUAGUGAUGAAGAACAACAAACAGUCGACAUUAGCUUAGAAGACCGUAUUUUUAACUUGUCUAGUUUAAAUGAUCGUAUUGCUUAUAUGAACAAAUUAGAGGGUUUAAAUAGGGAUUUCCAAGCCAAAUACAUGACAUUAUCUACGAAUAGUGGUCAAUUAGCACCUUAUGAUGAUGAUUAUGAUAUCCCUUUAGAUGAUGAUGAAAACAAAAUCUUUCAAUAA
Molecule: messenger RNA, 1344 nt
Organism: Gilbertella persicaria
Lineage: Eukaryota; Fungi; Mucoromycota; Mucoromycetes; Mucorales; Choanephoraceae
Exons: 9
Coding region: 1-1344 (447 amino acids)
Biological process (GO): ubiquitin-dependent protein catabolic process
Cellular component (GO): COP9 signalosome
Source: RefSeq, a predicted model, not a curated record